GUCUCUUAAAGCGGACACAUUGGAGUUACGUUAUUUCAUUCAUUCAGCAGCUGAAAGGACUCCCAGAUGGAUGUUGAAUGUCUAGCACUGAAAGACCUCACAAGUCCCAGGAAAAGUCUCAGGGUGGAGCAGGAGGAGGAGGAUGGGGGCCAAAGUGAACAAAAGGAAAACAUCUGCACAGAGCGCAGAAGAUCCACACCGGCGAAAUCUGCCGAUUCUGCCUUCCCUGUUUUUAUGAUAGCCAGGAAAGGCGCCACCCCCGACCUGGCUCACAUCACCCCCAUCAAACACACGACCCUGGCCGAGCCCUGGACGCCCACGGCCAACCUGAAGAUGCUGAUCAGCGCAGCGAGCCCAGACAUCCGGGACAGAGAGAUGAAAAAGGUCCUGUUUAGACCCAUAGAGAAUGAGAAAGAAAAGCCAGCAAGUCCGGACACUGUGGCCGAGGAGACAGAGGUGGAUGACUCGUGUCAGUUUGAAGCUGCGGAGGAAGAGGACGACGCUGACAAAAAGCCGAGCAGGAAGCAGAAGAGCCUGGGUCUGCUGUGCCAGAAGUUCCUGGCCCUCUACCCUGAUUACCCGCCGCAGCACAGCCACAUCUGUAUCUCCCUGGAUGAGGUGGCGACCAAUCUCGGAGUGGAGCGGCGGCGGAUCUACGACAUCGUCAAUGUGCUGGAGUCUCUCAUGAUUGUGGGUCGGAUAGCCAAGAACAGCUACACCUGGUACGGCCGUCUGCGGCUGGAGGCCACACUGGAGGAGCUGCAGCGCAGGGGCCGGCAGCAGGGUUACCAUCUCCAGGUGGAUCUGGCUGCUGAGGAGAGGGGGGCCGGACCGGGGCGCGAGGACGACGGAGCGGAAGGAGACACCGGCAACGAGUCCUGGGCAACAGGCAACAGGAAAGACAAAUCUCUGCGCAUCAUGAGCCAGAAGUUCGUCAUGCUCUUCCUGGUGUCCAAAACUCUGACGGUGACUCUGGACGCGGCAGCAAAGAUCCUCAUCGAGGAGAGUCAGGACUCAUCCAGCCACAGCAAGUACAAAACUAAGGUACGGCGAUUGUAUGACAUCGCGAAUGUGCUGACCAGCCUGGGCCUCAUAAAGAAGGUCCAUGUCCGGGAGGAAAGAGGCAGGAAGCCGGCCUUCAAGUGGCUCGGCCCUGUUGAAUUCAAGAACUCUGGAAAUGCUGCUGUAGGAAAUACUGUGAACGUGACAGCUGCCGCUCUGCCUGAGGCCUCACGGCCAGUAGCAGGUCAGAUGAGAGCCAAGAUGGCUCGCCACGCCUCUUUCAACAUCACGCCGACCUCUGUUGCUGUGCAACGACUGGUCAACUCUGCACCCAGCAGUCCAAGACGAGACCUGACAGGUCUGCCAAACCAGCCUGUGGAUUAUUCCAAAAAGGCAAGCAACAAUGCAGUGUGUCGACUGCAGUUUGGAAGCAGCACUGAUAACCGUCCCGCCAGCAGCAGCCCGCUCGCUCCGUCCUCCACCCUGCUGGCACCCUCCAUCCACCCAGAACACCUCUUCGCACCCUCCACCUCUCCCCAGUGCUUGGCCUACCUGCCCAGCCUCUCCCAGCCCUCGGUGGUUAUGCUGUACAGGGCGCCAGACAAGCCCGACCAGACGCAUGAAGGCCAAAGAUCACCUCGGCUGGAGUCUGAGGAGGGGAGGAAGAGGAGGAGGGAAGAAGGGGAAGAGGAGGGGGCAGUGGUGAAAAAGAAAGCAGCGCCUGGGUUAGAAGAACGUGACAAGAUGGCAGCUGAAGCUCAAAGGGAAGCAGCAGAGUUUUCACAAACUUGUAACAGCGGGACUUCCCCCAAUCGCCCAGCAGGCCUCUCCAGAGAGCAGGCGCCCGAUGAGAGUCAAGGUGGCAACAGCAGCAGUGAGCCCGUCCAGCCAUCACACUAUCUCUAUGUGCCCAACAAUGCAGGUCUGAACAGCCUCAACUUCCUCCUCUCUGCCGGCCAGCCACCGGCGGGUUUAGCACUUCCUCCCAGCAGCGUCUCCACUCUGGCGCUGCCGUACGUCCUGGUGCCCUCUACAGCCCUCUCCCACUACCCCCUGGUGGCCAGCGGUCUACCACAGCAGGGCUCCGACGCUCAUAACAAGCUGAGCUUCAGCCUGCCUGCUGUGAUGUCGCCUGCUCACUUCAUGGUGGGGGCGGCGCCGUACGGCCUGGCAGCGGCGGCAGCAUCGGAGGUCAGCAGGUCACCUGUUCCAUCGCCCUCCACUCCAGAACAGAGCAGGGUUUACGGGUCAGCGGCGGGCACUCCACAUUCUCCCUCAGGACCACGUCACACUGUCAGCAUCAACACACAAGAACCGCUGACUCCACAUACUCCAAAGGAAACUACACCGUCUGCCUCUAAGGCUUUCUUCCAGACCCCAGGCACGCUGGGAAAUGUAGUCAGCGCUGCACCAGCUGCCCGAAAAAGAGGCUCUGCGCAGAGGAGACUGGACGUCGGCCACCCACCGACCAGUUAG
Molecule: messenger RNA, 2478 nt
Organism: Plectropomus leopardus (leopard coralgrouper)
Lineage: Eukaryota; Metazoa; Chordata; Actinopteri; Perciformes; Serranidae
Gene: e2f7
Product: E2F transcription factor 7
Biological process (GO): regulation of transcription by RNA polymerase II
Cellular component (GO): RNA polymerase II transcription regulator complex
Molecular function (GO): DNA-binding transcription factor activity, RNA polymerase II-specific; RNA polymerase II cis-regulatory region sequence-specific DNA binding
Source: RefSeq, a predicted model, not a curated record